CAAGCGGGUAAUAGAUAGAGACAAGACGCAGCUCAACAAGCAUCUGUCUGCCCAGGGUAAUUACCGCCCACUAGGACCCCUGCCCGUAGGACACCCCAGCUGGCGUGGCACUAAAGCAGUGCUUCUUAUCGCCUUAUCAGCUUAACGACAACCUCGGGAGCGUCAUUGUGUGCUCACGGCCACGCCCACGUCCACUCCUGGAACAUGAGAUCUUACCCUUCGAAACCCGAUCAUACAGUCUCACCCUGAAGCAUUCAUUUCUUACCAUACACGGACCUGAUUCGAGCCCAACAUGGGGGACCACUCGGUCACCAAGAUUGACCACGCCAAUCACCUCCUCCUGGACCAACCCCUCCUCCGCCUCCCGCACGAGCUCCUCCACAAGAACUUCCGCUCCGCCCACUUCGUCAUCGAGAAACAGGGCACAUUCAUAAGGAAAGAGCUCAAGGACACCGCCAAUGCCGCCCUCAAGGGCGGGGCCAGCCCCGACGACGUCCUCCGCAACCUCGACACCAUGAUCGCCCGCGUUCGCGGCGUCAAGCGGAAGCUCGAGGGCUGCGACCAGGAGGAGUCGAGGCUGUACCGCCAGGUCGGCGCCAGGGUGAAGCACCUGUCCGACCUCGGCCACAUGCACGCCUUCGAGGACGUCAAGUACGAGCACUGGUCACGCAAGAGGCUCGACAGGCUGCUGGUCGACUACCUCAUGAGGCAGGGGUACGGCCAGAGCGCGAGGGCCCUCGCCAAGGACAAGGGCGUCGGCGACUUGGUCGAUAUCGACACGUUCGAGCAGAUGAACCGCAUCAGGCAGAGCCUGCUCAACAAGAACGUCAAGGACGCGCUGGACUGGUGUACUGAGAACAAGAAGGAGCUGAGAAAGAUGGACAGCAACCUCGAGUUCCAGCUCCGCUUCCAGCAGUACAUAGAGCUGGUGCGCACCCAGGACGACAAGCUCGUCCAGGCCAUAGACUUCGCCCGCAAGUACCUCAACCCCUUCAGGGAGAGCUUCCCGAGCGAGUGCGGCCAGGCGGCGCUCCUGCUCGCCUUCCACCCGGACGCGGCCGACGACCAGCACAGGGACAUGUACGACGCGUCCCGGUGGAACAAGCUGGCCGAGAUCUUCACCGAGACGCACAACGCCCUGCUGGGCCUCCCCUCCUUCCCCCUGCUGCACAUCGCCCUGCAGUCGGGCCUCUCGGCGCUCAAGACCCCGGCCUGCCACAGCGCCCAGGCCAGCUCCUCGUCCACCCCGUCCCACCACACCAGCCUGACCAGCUCCGUCUGCCCCAUCUGCUCCACCGAGCUCAACGAGCUCGCCCGCAACGUCCCCUACGCCCACCACACCCAGAGCCACGUCGAGCCGGACCUCAUGCUGCUGCCCAACGGUAGGGUUUACGGGCAGGCCAAGCUGGACGAGUACUCGCGCAAGGCCGGUCUGCCGCCGGGCAAGGUCAAGGACUUGCGCACGGGGGAUGUAUACACCGAGGACAAGCUCAAGAAGGUGUUUAUCACCUAGCCUUGUUUAGUUAGUUACCGGGGCCGUCCAAGAGCGACGUGUGUGGCGCGCACACCCGGAUCGGACCACGGGACCCCAUCCCCGUUCAUUUUCUUUUCUCUCUCUCUCUGUUUCAUAGCAUAGCGGUACGGAAUCUUUUUCCUUUGGAGGGUUGUGAUGUCGGCGUUUCUGGCAUUAAUAGGAAAUUCAAAUAAGGGACACCUACAAGGUGAUAAGCUGUAAGGCAGCGGUGUAACAUCAUAGCAUCACAGAUGAGCAGAAGUCAUAAGAGUCUGACCAUCAGGUUUUCUAUUGCCAAUGGUCACAUAUCAAGGAACAGGACACACAGAAUCCUACGUUCACUUUCCACUGUUGAAUAUCUUUCUUGCUCAUGAGAAUGCAUAUAUUCCGC
Messenger RNA from Diaporthe batatas, 1904 nucleotides. Its product is annotated as glucose-induced degradation complex subunit FYV10. The coding region runs from base 293 to 1513 and encodes 406 amino acids. Lineage: Eukaryota; Fungi; Ascomycota; Sordariomycetes; Diaporthales; Diaporthaceae. The record is from RefSeq and is a predicted model, not a curated record. Gene Ontology annotation, biological process: proteasome-mediated ubiquitin-dependent protein catabolic process. The transcript is spliced from 3 exons. Gene Ontology annotation, molecular function: protein binding; ubiquitin protein ligase activity. Gene Ontology annotation, cellular component: nucleus; GID complex; cytoplasm.